UAGGGGUGGUUAGAGCAAACAUGAUACGUUACGCGAUUGUCCUAUUUCUUGCGUGCGCGCAGGCUAUGCCUGCUAUAGACAAGGAGGCAAACGAUCCAGGACUAGUUGGGAGUGUGUUAGGUGUCGUUAAGGAAUGUGUUGAUGGCGACGUAUCAUUAUGCCUGAAGGAGAAAGCGCUAAAAUAUGUGGAGACACUGUCCUCAGCGAGGGAGAUGAACCUGGCUGAUGGAGUUACCCUUCUCGGCUCUGGUUCUCCAAGGUCUGCGAGGGCGUUGGAGCCUUUAUCUGAAGAGCCUAAAGCAAGAGAGGCCCAGGUAGAGUCAAGGUUGAUGGAUACGGCUGCUGAUCUAUUAGAGAAUCAUGUCAUACAGUUCAGGCUGCCAACUUCAGCUGUUGAAGGCAUGAAGCGAUCACUUGAAGAAGCUCGUGGCAAGAAGAAGAAGAUUAAGCAGCUCAUCCCACUUUUGGCUUUGGCUAAACUCAAGAUCACAGCUCUAAUUUCUCUAUUCCUGGGUAUCAUCGCCUUCGCCGCCGCCAAAGCCCUCCUUCUUGCCAAGGCCUCCUUACUUGUUGCUGGAAUCAUCGCUCUCAAGAAACUCUUGGCCCACAAACACCACGAUACCAGUUAUGAAGUCGUAGCUCAUCCUCAUCACGAGGAACAUUACGCCAGCAGUGGACAUGGAUGGGGACGAGCUAUUGAUGAAGCCCAAAACUUAGCUUAUGGUGCCCACGUGAAAACCGACUAAAUUUUAAAUUUCAAUGUAAGGAAGUGUUCCACAGGCUUGUAACCUAGGCCUACCCAAAUAUUACGUAAUAGUCAUCGAAUUUCCAAGCAUUUGAAGUACAAUGACUUUAUUUAUUGUUAGCUUUAAGAUAUAUUUAUUUGAGUAUUUAUUGAACGACAUCCCUAUGUGAGGGUUGAUAUUACCGAAUGAGAUUGUUUUGUUUUCAUAAAUGUGUUCUGAAUUUGUAUGAUAUUCUGUGUAAUACUAUAUUAGUAUUUAUUACAUACUCUAUACGGUAUCCGUAUUUGUGUAUUAUGUCUUUUUUAUAAUUCUUAUUUCUUAUUUAAAAUGAGUACUUAACUUAUUUAAUUUAUAGAUAUUAUUAGUACCUUUUAUUUUUAAUAACUUUUAUUCUAGUCCUACUUUUCUAAGUCCUAAUUUUGUUAAUUUAUUUAGUAUAACUUUAUCUAUUUAUAUAUUCCCUAUCUUAUAUAAUGCUUUAAUUACAAUGUGAUAUUCUAAUAUAUAAGUAUAUAUAGUAAUAUUGUAUGUACAUAUUAUAUAUUAUUUAUUCAUAUUUAUCGU
Achroia grisella is the source of this 1310-nucleotide messenger RNA. RefSeq lists its product as uncharacterized. The record is from RefSeq and is a predicted model, not a curated record. The transcript has 3 exons. Lineage: Eukaryota; Metazoa; Arthropoda; Insecta; Lepidoptera; Pyralidae. The coding region runs from base 21 to 746 and encodes 241 amino acids.